Molecule: messenger RNA, 813 nt
Organism: Mycena citricolor
Lineage: Eukaryota; Fungi; Basidiomycota; Agaricomycetes; Agaricales; Mycenaceae
Source: the annotation of a GenBank genome assembly
AUGCUUCGGACCGCAAUGCCGAUCAACGAGACUCAUACUCCGAUGACGACGAAGACCUUGACCUUCAAUCAAACCAUUCUGUCCAUAACUGAAUUCAUUGAAGUCGCCAUACACACCAUCCUGUACGUACGGCAGAUCUAUCCAGCGGACUUGUUCGUCCGUCGCAAGAAAUACGACACUCCUGUCUAUCAGUCCAGACACCCCGCUCUCAACGAAUACAUCUCCGGUGCUGUCAAGUCGAUUCGCGACCAACUCUUGGCGGGGAAUGUCGAGAAAGUGGUCGUUGUAAUCAAGGACAAAGAGGAGGUGGCGCUGGAGCGGUUCAUGUUCUCUGUGGAACAGAUGGUGGAGAUUGAGUCUUUCAACAAAGACACCAGUGUCGAGAAUGGAAUCGCUGCCGCGGAACUAGGGCAGUACUUCCGUGGCUUUCUCGUCAAACUCAAUCUAGUCGAGUCCCAACUCGGUCCUCUGAACGGUGGCGAUGAUGUAUCGUUUGCGAUUGUGCUUGAACUCAAGCCUGAAACUGCGCCUGUCAAGCCGAAAGGCAAGAGCAAGAACCCACCGCCAUGGAUUCCUGCCUUCACUCAGCAUACUACACCCGGUACCUCGGAUGAUUCUGAGCUUCACAUGCGGGCUACGCGCGCUCAACACUGGUAUAAUCAACUACAAGAAUCGGACGUCAAGCUUCAGAAGGAGAGAGAUGCUCUGAAGAAGCGCCAACUGGCUGAACAAGCACCGCAACCUCCGACCGUCGAGCGAACACCCAAAUCCACUAAAACCACCCAAAGUGAGAUGUCAGACCCGGAAGGUUGA